CGCUGCUGCCAUUCAAGACUUGCAUACAAUGCUUGCGACCCUCCCGUAUGAAUUAGUUCUCGAUAUUCUUCGAGGAUUGUCAGUGCAGGACCUACUCAACGUUCGCAGAACAUGUAAAGAAUUACACGUCGUCACCCAGGACAGCGCGCUAUGGAACCACGUCCUCAGCGGUAUCCUGAGCCUCCCUCUAUCAUGCGCCGUCCAGAUUGGCCGCUCGCUGUGGCACGCUCCUCCGUGUAGAAGGGCUGUGAUCGCUGCACGAGUGGAUAAAAACUGGCAUGAUACGAACAUCAUACCUCGCCACAUUCGAUUCUUGCCAACCGCCCCGGGGCUCGAAGAUGUCGUGUUGCUCCCCGGCGGUGAGUGGCUGGUAUCCCUCUACCACGACGGGUCGUUGGAGUUGCAGGCGGUCAACGGCUGUCCGCAUGCAUUUCGGUUAGCUACGGGGAUGAAUCCCGCGGAUCUGACAAGCCAGGGCAGUCGGGCCUAUAUGUCGCCGGCCGGGGACAUUAUGCUGGUAUACGCACUCCAUACGGGAGUGCAUGUAUAUCGAGUUAAUCUCAGUAGCACGAAUAACACUGUCGAGCUGGUCGAUGAUGUCCCAGCAGCCGCCCUCCCUGGAUUCCAAUACACAGGCAGUGUCUUUGUCGGUGGAAACAUCAUGGUAUUGUUAUACAUGGAUCCUCGCGGGCUUUCAUAUUUGGACAUCCGUUCAAUCCCUGAGAACCACGACUCGUCCGUCAGGCAGGCUCGUAUGCACAUAGCCAUCGAGCCGGACGAUGCGAUUUUCGCAGGAUUCUGUACAGUGCAAAUCAUAUCCCCCGACCGCCUCGUCCUCUCCACGUACCGGCGCAUCUACAUGUACGCCAUCCCCCAGCUUACCGCAUCGCCUCCAGACAGCCUUCACGACGCCGCCCUGACCGAGCCCAUCUGGUCCGAACCGCUGCACGCCGUCCACCCGGGGGAGACCAGCGCGUGCUACGGCAGCCCCGUCGCGUGGAACGGCCCGCGCGGGCGGCACACGGGCGCGCUCAUGCUCUGGCGCCCGUGUCGCGUCUUCGUGCUCGAGCCGUCCGCAGACCUCUGCUCGUGCGCGCUCAAGUCGUACCCCGCCCCGUACGGCGCGCAGCACGUCGUGAGCGGCGUGCGGCGCGGGUGCUACACGACGAACUUCCCGCGCGACGGGCUGCUUGUCAAUCUGUACACGUUCACCGACGUGGAUGACGGGGCGAAGAGGCCUGCGGUGAGCUCGUUCUCGCUCGGGCCGGGCGCGGGGAAUGUCAAUGUCCUUGGGAGUUCGCUGGAUGAGUGGUCUGGCAGGAUUUGUUUGCAUAUCGAGGACUCGUCAUGGGUGAGGUCUACGUACACGGUCCUCGUCGAUGUUGCUUGAGCAACCCAUGGAUGUCUUGACGAAUCGCCCAUAUAUCUUUAUAUAUCUUCAUAAUGCACUUGUAUCAAUAUUGAAUUCAGCACUCUCGCCGUAUUGCCUUCACUUGUUAGCACGCCCAACUCGUACUCCCUCAAUGCUAAUUACUUUGUUGAACUGC
Molecule: messenger RNA, 1547 nt
Organism: Gloeophyllum trabeum ATCC 11539
Lineage: Eukaryota; Fungi; Basidiomycota; Agaricomycetes; Gloeophyllales; Gloeophyllaceae
Exons: 4
Coding region: 29-1390 (453 amino acids)
Molecular function (GO): protein binding
Source: RefSeq, a predicted model, not a curated record